Prorocentrum cordatum is the source of this 707-nucleotide messenger RNA. The record is from the annotation of a GenBank genome assembly. NCBI's taxonomy places the organism in Eukaryota, Dinophyceae, Prorocentrales, Prorocentraceae.
AUGCAGUACAGGGCGGCGUUGCGCGGAUGCGCGGAGCGCUUCAGACUGGAGCGCGUGCAUACGGACAUGUUUCGCUCCCUGCCCUCGGCGGCCCUGCGGGCGGCCUUCGUCGGGGCGCGGCCCGCGGCGGGCGCGGCGGGCGCGGCGGAGACCCCGCCGCGCGCUCGCCUCCGUCGCCCGGGGGACGGGCAGUCAGCGGAGGACGCUGGCCGCGAGCCGCCGCCGGGCCGCAGGCCGCCCUCGGCAUCGCCCGCCCGGCGCCACGUCCACUCGCCGCCCGAGGACAUCGCCGUCGAGCCGCCAGGUGACAGACGCAAUUGCAAUGUUUCAUUCUCCCUGUCUUCCGACUCCGUCGGCGACGGCGGCGAGCCGCUUGCGGCCGCGCAUUACAGCGACGAGACCAUCCACCACGACAGCGGCGAGCCGCCCGUGGCCGCACACACCGCGACGCUGUUCCUCUCCGCCGGCUCCAGCGACGACACCCUGCAGCAGCUCACUGGCGACUCCGUGCACUCGGACCACCCCUCCGCGACGCCCACCGCCGUGGAGGCCUCAUGCGCUGGACCCAAACAUCAAUCGAUUUGGUCUUUUCAGGGCGCGGGCCCGAUCCCGCCCCCGUGGGCAGUUUCUCGUCCCAGAUUAAUGUUUGAUGGUCCAGCGGGCUCAUAGGGGCCCAACAUGGAGGCAGGCAUUGACGAAAAGCGCCC